Messenger RNA from Sphaerodactylus townsendi, 1100 nucleotides. It is a transcript of the gene RGCC, whose product is annotated as regulator of cell cycle. Gene Ontology annotation, biological process: regulation of cell cycle. NCBI's taxonomy places the organism in Eukaryota, Metazoa, Chordata, Lepidosauria, Squamata, Sphaerodactylidae. Gene Ontology annotation, cellular component: cytoplasm. The coding region runs from base 103 to 501 and encodes 132 amino acids. The transcript has 5 exons. The record is from RefSeq and is a predicted model, not a curated record. Gene Ontology annotation, molecular function: protein kinase binding; protein kinase activator activity.
CGGACGGCCGGAGGAGAAGAGUGGGAAGGCGGCGGCGGCGGCGGCGGCGGCCGGGCUGUCCCUCUUCCUCCUCCUUGCGGGGCUUUUCCGUCCGGUGGGGCCAUGAAGCCUGUGGGGGUGGCGGCGGGCGGCGGCGUCGGCCGAGAGGCCGGCGGCGGCGGCGAGCUGGCGGAGGCGCUGGGCGAGUUCGAGGCGCUGAUGGAGGACUUGGCGUCGCCCCCCGAGGAGCGGCGGCGGCGGCGGCGGCGGCAUUUCCACUACGAGGAGCACCUCCGGAGGAUGAAGCGACACAGCGACAGCAGUGGGGUCAGCGACUCCGAGAGUGCUGAUUCACUCUGCAGGAACAGCUUCAGCCUCAGUGAUGAAAAGCUAAAUUCCCCAACUCUGUCUGCUCCAGCUGCAGCCACUUCUGCAAUAGCAGCUCACAAAGCAAAGCUUGGAGACACAAAAGAACUGGAAGAGUUUAUUGCUGACCUUGAUAGGACCUUGGCAAGUAUGUGAAAAAAACUAUUUUGGCUGAAAUAUGCGGUGGAGCUGGAGCUGAUGGUGCCCACCUGUGGCAGGUGUCAGAGAAGGACCGUCUCCUGGGGUGGUUGCUGAUCACUCCCUCCUACCCUUGUAAACACAACGGUCAUGUCUUUUUGUGCAGAUAUGAAUAACAACUGUGCUGGGGCACUUUUUCGUAAGAUAGAGUUCAAGAUUAAUUUAUACAUACUUUAAUGAAAAUAUUUGUAAUUUUAUACCUCUAACUUUAAUACAUACUUGUUUUGUUUUUACAAUAUAUAUUUUUGUAUACACUUAAACUCUAAACUGGAAUUUAAAAGAAAAUUGAAGGGGUAUGUUUGCCAUUUUACAGUUGUAUCCUACCCUUUUCUCUAAGACGCUCACGCUAGUUAACUUGGGGAGUCUCUAUCCUGGUGCUGACUUGGCACAGGUCUGCGGCGCGUUCCUUCGGGCUGCCUGCUGCUCUCUUACCACUAGUCUUGAGAGCACAUGAAACUGGCGGGUGAUGCCACCUUCCUUCAGUUUGGUUGGUGAUUGGCUUUCAUUCUUCUCCUCCUCCCACUUGCAUUGAUUAAAGGCUGGGCUGGCUGUAGCAA